Medioppia subpectinata is the source of this 346-nucleotide messenger RNA. Lineage: Eukaryota; Metazoa; Arthropoda; Arachnida; Sarcoptiformes; Oppiidae. The record is from the annotation of a GenBank genome assembly.
UUUUCUUCAUCGAAAAGACGAUAAUUUUAAAGUAUUGGUGAAUAAAAUGAAGGAAAACGAGCCGUUUGUGCCUAAAGUGAAAGUCGAUGAUAAAACUCAAUUAAGAAAACCACCCAAACCUGAGCUCAAACCUAAAGUCAUUUGUUUGGCCAAAAAUACCCCAAAGACUGCGAAUAUUGUGAAAAAUACCAACAAUUUAGUGACAAAACCGCCAAAAAUAGGCAACACAUGGACUCCGGGCGAUACACGAGCGCUGAAGGCAGCCAUCUCUGGCCACACAUCGGCCGCACCCAACCCUCUGCCCAAACCUCCGCGUACUUUCGCGCACGACGUCUAUCUUGAGCUA